CAGCAGGAAGUUCUCAGAUCAUGUAGGAGCCAGGGAAGGGUGAUUGCCUUUUUAAGAGAAAAUUUGGAGGAUCCCAGGGAUCCCACCCCUGGUGAGACACCCCUGAAUGAGUGCCGAAUUCUGCCUGUCUACUCUCUUGGGAACCAUCUUCUCUGAGCCAUGAGGCCCCCUUGGCACCCAGCAGGGCUCCUGAGCAGCUAACAGCAGGUGCUAACUCUGUAAGAAGAUUUGGGGAAGCACUGAAACUUCUCAAGUUCGAAGGGACACCCUAGAAGCCCCACCAUUUCAAAGCAGCCCUGAGGAGAUGGUGCCCUGCUCCUGCCCCAGCUCUGUGCUCUGCCUCCUCCCCUCCCUGCUGUUCCUCCUCCAGCUGCCCCCUGGGGGGUCCCAAGAGAGGUUCCAUGUGCUUGGCCCCCCACACCCCAUUGUGGCAGAGCUGGGCAAAGAUGCCAUCCUGCCCUGCUCCCUGGACCCAGUCAUGAGUGCAGAGAACAUGGAGUUGAGGUGGUUCCGGUCCAAUAUCUGGGAUUCAGUGUUCACCUAUCAAGAUGGACAGGAAUGACAUGAGGAGCUGAUGGCCCAGUACAAAGGGAGGACCUCGCUGGUGGGGGAAUUCUUCAGUAAGGGGGAAGCUGCUGUGCGCAUCCACAGAGUCCAGGCUUCUGACAAGGGGCUGUACACCUGCUUCUUCAGCAACGGAGUCUUCCAUGGGCAAGCCAGCUUGGAACUGCAGGUGGCAGGUGUGGGCUCUGCCCCUCAAGUGCACAUCAUGGGGCCAGAGGAGGACGGGGUGCCUGUGGUGUGCACGACCUCAGGCUGGUUCCCAGAGCCCCAGGUACAGUGGAGAGACACCCGUGGGGAGCAGUUCCUGGAGUUCUCCAAGGUCAAGGCCCAGGACACUGAGGGGCUGUUCAGCAUGGAGGCCACUCUGGUGGUGAGAGACAGCUCUGUGGGGAGCGUGACCUGCUCCAUCCUCAACCCUGUCCUGGGCCAGGAGAAGGCCAUGGCCUUUAUCAUCCCAGAGCCUUUCUUCCCCCGGGCCUCUCCCUGGAAGCCAAUUUUCCUGGAGAGACUGACCUUGCUGCUGAUCCUGCUCCUGGGAACUGCCUGCUACACCUGGAGAGAAUAUUCCACACAGAUGAGGGAGCUUCAGGAACAGAGGAAUCUGUAUCAGGCUAAUGAGGUGGACAGACAGGCAAAGGUGGAGGCCCUGAAUUACAAAGAUGAACUCCAGGCAAUUCUAGGCCAGAGGAAGGCAGGUUACCUGGCUGCCCUGACUUUCCCACCAUGGUGCCGACUUUCUAGUCAUCAAUGCAUCUCGUUCUUGGUCAGAACCUGGAAGGAAAGCAGCUGCUCCGGGAUUUUAUAACCUGGAGGAAGGCCCAGCUGUAUGCAGACAUGCACUGUGUACAGUCAGAAGCGCGGGAGGGUGAGAGAAUUCACCAGAGCCAGGGCGGGGAGCAGAGCAGGCAGAAGGACUGAAGUACACUGCUGAGGGGAGCAGCGGGCGGCAGGAGAGGUCUGCGUGCCAUGUGGGACCCUCCUCCGGUGGCCGGGGAGCGGCCGGGGAGCAGCCAGGGAUCGAACCAGCGCUGCAGAGGCUGCUGGCAGCUUCUCCACCCAGCACUCAACUGCUGCGCCACCGGGGAGGCCCUAAAAACC
Messenger RNA from Talpa occidentalis (Iberian mole), 1662 nucleotides. Its product is annotated as butyrophilin-like protein 1. Gene Ontology annotation, biological process: regulation of cytokine production; T cell receptor signaling pathway. Gene Ontology annotation, molecular function: signaling receptor binding. Gene Ontology annotation, cellular component: external side of plasma membrane. NCBI's taxonomy places the organism in Eukaryota, Metazoa, Chordata, Mammalia, Eulipotyphla, Talpidae. The record is from RefSeq and is a predicted model, not a curated record. The transcript is spliced from 10 exons.